Alexandromys fortis (reed vole) is the source of this 1022-nucleotide messenger RNA. RefSeq names its product ATP synthase subunit ATP5MJ, mitochondrial-like. The record is from RefSeq and is a predicted model, not a curated record. Gene Ontology annotation, cellular component: mitochondrion. Lineage: Eukaryota; Metazoa; Chordata; Mammalia; Rodentia; Cricetidae.
GGCACCUGGCUCUGACGUGGAUACUAGGGAUUCCAACUCAGGUCUUCAUGCUUACACAGCUGGCACUUUCCUCACUGAGCCACAGCCAAGGCCUGUAGCAGUGCCACUUAACACAAGGGGACACGCUCAAGUGAGGGAAGAGGGGUAGCCAUGACAGGUGUCAACCCUGAUGUUCACCUAACUAGCAUACCAGCCAGUUAGGAGCUGGCCUUGUCCUCUUGAGAUGCUUCAAAUCCUUAUUAAGAAUGCUUGGGUCCCCAUGACACCCCCCUACACCCAGGUUUACUAGGAAAUUUGGGUAGGAAUGGUAAUGACCUUCAUCCUUAAUAGAAUCAGGAGUGCUGAUGAAGUAAAACUUGGAAAGGCAACAAGUCCUGCACCUGCCCAUCAUCACUCACUCCCGAGUCCAGUCAGUAUCAUUUACAAUGUGGCAUUAAUAAAUGUAUCUAAGAAGCAUACAGGCACAUGUGCAUGCAUAAGGGAGCACUGGUUUUAAAAUCAGGAAUUCAGAUUUGAAAUUGUGACCAAGGACAAGUUAAAAAUCACUUAGUUGGAGAGAUGGUUCAAGAGUUAAGAGCAUUGGCUGCUCUUCCUGAGGACCUGGGUUCAAUUUCCAGCACCCAUAUGGCGGCUCCUGUCAGUAACUCCAAGGAUUCCGACACCCUUCCAGACAGACAUGCAUGCAGGCAAAACACCAAUGCACAUAGAAUAAAAAUAUAAAAAGAAACAAAAUCACUUAAGUUCACUGAAUUUGCCCGUCUACAAAAGACAGAUAAUACUGUUAUUAUCUGUUUCGUUAUUACAAACAUGGCAUGGACAAUCACUGUAAAAGACCUAAUGAGGUGCCUGAGACACAGCGGGUGCAGGAUGAGAAUAGACUAGCCCCGGGCUCCAAACCCUUAACCAGCAGCAUGCUAAACAGGCGGUCACAAACAGGCGCUUUCCUUGAAAGUGUUUUACUCUGGAUGAGUUCUUUACUCAGGGUACAGGGGAGGCUUUACCGUCCCAUACAGGAGCCUAAA